This is a messenger RNA of Quercus robur (English oak), 330 nucleotides long. RefSeq names its product egg cell-secreted protein 1.1-like. Bases 1 to 330 code for a protein of 109 amino acids. Gene Ontology annotation, biological process: double fertilization forming a zygote and endosperm. The record is from RefSeq and is a predicted model, not a curated record. Lineage: Eukaryota; Viridiplantae; Streptophyta; Magnoliopsida; Fagales; Fagaceae. The transcript has a single exon.
AUGGCAGGACCUCUCAACUCUCCCUCAACCCUUGCAACUCGUUUAAAAUUGGACAAUCCAAAUAACUGCUGGGAAUCGUUGUUUGAGCUCCAAUCAUGCAGUGGAGAAGCCAUAUUGUUCUUCCUCAAUGGCGAGACCUAUCUUGGAUCCAACUGUUGCCGUGCCAUAAGGAUUAUACAACGUGAGUGUUGGCCAGCUAUGAUGGGAUCCCUUGGCUUCACUGAGCAAGAGGGAGAUAUUCUAUUUGGUUAUUGUGAUGCUUCUGAAGAAGAUGAUAGUACCUCUGCUCAAACAUUGCCACUACCGUCAUCAACACCAAUUGAAGGCUAA